This is a messenger RNA of Neocloeon triangulifer, 953 nucleotides long. It is a transcript of the gene Mp20, whose product is annotated as muscle-specific protein 20. NCBI's taxonomy places the organism in Eukaryota, Metazoa, Arthropoda, Insecta, Ephemeroptera, Baetidae. Gene Ontology annotation, molecular function: protein binding. The transcript is spliced from 4 exons. The coding region runs from base 131 to 688 and encodes 185 amino acids. The record is from RefSeq and is a predicted model, not a curated record.
UAUAUUUGGUGCGAAAGGGGGCGCCUUCUGGAACUAUAUAACCGAGAAGAGGUGCCUUCAGGAGCAGUCAGUCCCAAAGCGCCACAUCUCGCACUUGCAAAACCACCCCGCGACAGCAAAAAACCCAACCAUGUCUCUGGAAAGGCAGGUCCGCCUCAAGCUCGCCGGCAAGCGCGACCCUGAGCAGGAAAAAGAGGCUCAGGAGUGGAUCGAAGCCGUGCUGGGCGAGAAACUGUUCAACUGCGGCGAGUCCUACGAAGACGUGCUGAAGGACGGACAGGUCCUCUGCAGACUCAUGAACAAAAUCCAGCCUGGAUCAGUCGCCAAGAUCAACAAGUCCGGCGGCCAGUUCAAGAUGAUGGAGAACAUCAACUUGUUCCAGCAGGCCCUCAAGAGCUACGGAGUUGCCGACCUUGACGUUUUCCAAACCGUCGACCUCUAUGAAAAGAAGGACAUUGCCCAGGUCACCACCACCCUUUUCGCACUUGGCCGCACGACUUAUCGUCACGCUGAGUGGCAAGGACCGUACCUGGGCCCCAGACCCGCCGAGGAAAACAAACGCGACUUCUCCGAGGAGCAGCUGCGCGCCGGCGAGGGCAUCAUCGGUCUGCAGGCUGGACAAAACAAGGGCGCCAGCCAGGCCGGCCAGAGCCUGGGCGCCACCAGAAAGAUCCUGCUCGGCAAGUGAGCGCCGUUCCCGCGGUUAGUUAUGCAACAAGUGAUGGUUGAAGAGGAGAUGUACAAAAUCAUUCGAUGGGUGUAUGACAUUCAUAACACUUUUGUAAUACUGUAAAACGCACAAUGACUGCCUUCUCUGUUGUUUUUUGUCCUUUGUAUUUUAUUUGAGCAUUAAAAUUAUUAAAUAAAUGUGUAUAAAAUUUAAAGCGAACAGAUUUGUAUUUUAAACAAUCAAAGUGAACGAAUAAAAUUUAUUUAUAUCUCUGAGAAUUAAG